AUGUCGUCUCUCAAUGUAGCUGCUCUAUCGAAAUGGAAUUCAGCGUUGGGCAACGACCCAACGCACAACCUCGCGAGUACCGUCCUCAAGAACUACAACGCGGACGAUGCACUGCUCGACAAAACCCGUCUUACGCAGCAGGACAACCGCGUGUUCAACACAAAGAUCUCUGCGGAUACGGCGCCCGUGACAAACCAGCGUGCCUCCGGGCGGUGCUGGCUGUUUGCCGCAACGAACGAGCUGCGAAUCCCCGUCAUGAAGCAACUGAACUUGAAGGAGUUCGAACUGUCACAGGCGUACCUGUUCUUUUACGACAAGCUCGAGAAGGCCAAUUACUUUUUGGACCAGGUCGUCCAAUCUAGGGAUGAACCCGUCGAGUCCAGGCUCGUGCAGUACCUGUUGACCUCCCCCACGGAGGACGGUGGACAGUAUUCGAUGUUCCUCAACAUUGUGAAGAAGUACGGCCUGAUUCCAAAGGACUUGUACGGUGACCAAGCGUUCUCAACAACUGCAUCUAGAAAGUGGAACGCACUGUUGACAACCAAGUUGAGAGAGUUUGCGCAGCAAUUGAGACAGUGCGAUGUUGCGGAUCUGCCCCAGAUGAGAGAGCAGAUGCAAAAGGAUAUCUUCAAGUUGAUCACUUUGUUCAUGGAUUUACCCCCAGUCGGGCCUAACAACACUUUCAAAUGGGAGUACCAGGACAAGGACAAAAACACACACUCCAUCGAAUGCACCCCUCUGCAAUUUGCCACAGAUUACUGUCAGUUGAGCCUACAACCACCACCUGUCUCGCUAAUCAACGACCCAAGACACCCCUACGGUGAACUGAUCAAGAUUGACAAGUUAGGUAACGUUAUCGGCGGCGACGACGUCCUGUACUUGAACGUCGACAACGAAACGCUUUCGAAGCUUGUUGCCAAGCGUCUGUCCAAGGAUAAACCCGUGUUCUUUGGCUCACACACCCCAAAGUACAUGGAUAAGAAGUUCGGGGUCAUGGAUGUUCAAUUGUGGAACUACAAGGCAGUCGGAUACAAUUUGACCCAAUCGAAGGCGGACCGGAUCAAGUACGGUGAGUCGUUGAUGACUCACGCAAUGCUGAUCACGGGGUGUCACGUCCCGGAGGGCGAACAGGUCCCAGUGCGGUACCGCGUCGAAAACUCAUGGGGGAAGGACUCCGGUAAGGACGGCUUGUACGUCAUGACGCAAGAGUACUUCGAGGAAUACUGUUUCCAAAUCGUGGUUGAUUUCGAAGAUCUUCCUCAAGAACUCGCGGAUAUCUACAAGAGCGACAAAGCCGCUAACCCUAUAGUCCUACCUAUCUGGGACCCAAUGGGUGCUCUAGCCGAGUAG
Messenger RNA from Huiozyma naganishii CBS 8797, 1350 nucleotides. RefSeq names its product bleomycin hydrolase (gene LAP3). The coding region runs from base 1 to 1350 and encodes 449 amino acids. The record is from RefSeq and is a predicted model, not a curated record. Gene Ontology annotation, molecular function: cysteine-type aminopeptidase activity. The transcript has a single exon. Gene Ontology annotation, biological process: response to toxic substance; L-homocysteine catabolic process; proteolysis. Gene Ontology annotation, cellular component: cytoplasm. NCBI's taxonomy places the organism in Eukaryota, Fungi, Ascomycota, Saccharomycetes, Saccharomycetales, Saccharomycetaceae.